CUUAACAAAAUGGAAAAAAUCACUCUCUUUUUCUGCGCCAUUAUCUUGGCUUCUGUAAGUACUUUUUUAUGUACAUAUGUACUCACUGACGCGGUUUCUCUUUUGUAAUCAAGUUGUUGCUUUACCAAACAAAGCAGAUGACAGCAAUAUAAUCGACAUCGUCAAAAAGAUCGUCCACAAGAUUGAAGACCUCAUGGAUGAGCUUUUCGCUACAGGUCCAAAUUUUAUCGACACAUUCGCUGACCAGUAUCACUGGUACCUGACUAAACUGUUAAAUUAUACAAGAACUGCUAUUACUAGAGCUUUGGAAGCACUUGAACCUAUUUUAGAUGGAAUCGCUGCACAAAGCACUGAUGCGGGAAAGAAAUUGAUUUCUUGUAUUGAACAACAAAAAAAUGGUAUCAUGGCGCUUCGCGUCAAUUUCGUAUCAGGGGCCGGCAGAUGUAUGAAGGACGACCUCGUCGCUUUGGUAAGGACUGUUGCACCUUUACUUAAAGAUCUGUCUGGUAUCCAUGACGAGUUCAAAAAAGCGGCUAACGGAAUUGAUCAAUGCCAAAGAGGUGAUCAACAAACUCUUCUCUGCGUUGCUCAGGUCAUCUCAGAUGUACUUAAGGUUGCAGCUGAGAUUCCCGAUGCUGUAAAAAACGAUUUUCAACCCGUCAUUGAUGCCUUUAAAGCUUUUAGUAUAUCUGGAAAGCAAUGCGUUGCCAAUCAAGUCGACCCCUUUUAUAUUAGCGCUGGAAAAGUUUUAACUAAAGUGGUUAUUUGUGCCACUGCUUAAUUUUAAGAUAUUUUUUAUUAAAUAAAUCAAUUAAACAAC
This is a messenger RNA of Diabrotica balteata, 820 nucleotides long. The record is from the annotation of a GenBank genome assembly. NCBI's taxonomy places the organism in Eukaryota, Metazoa, Arthropoda, Insecta, Coleoptera, Chrysomelidae.